Molecule: messenger RNA, 6324 nt
Organism: Symbiodinium sp. CCMP2456
Lineage: Eukaryota; Dinophyceae; Suessiales; Symbiodiniaceae
Source: the annotation of a GenBank genome assembly
AUGGAGGACAUCGUGCCGGCGGACAGUGGCGAGGUCGUGCUUAUGAAGCUGAACUACCAGAGAGCCCUCCAGCUGGAGGGGGAAGCCUUAUGGGCGGUGUGCUACUGUAUCAUGAAGAGGGCCGGGGGCUUCCUCCUUGCCCUUCCCCCUGCCUACAUCCCUCAGCCCGUGCUCGAAGAGGCAUCUCGAGAAGGCUUUAUAGGCAUCCUCGGCCCUUACGUGCUCACGACUUCGCCUGCAGUGGAGCUCUCCGAAACUGGCGAGUGGGUGGGAGUGUACCCCGCUCGGGACGUCAGCGUUUUGGUGGCCGACUUCAGGGAGGAGGCGGCAGCAGGGGUCGAGAUUUUGGACGAAGGCCUGGGGGAUUGCGUACCUUUUGCCGAGGAGACAACCAAUCUCUUCCCCUUGGCCACUCACUUGGUUGCCUUUUCAAACACAUGGGCCGCGGGGGUCGAAGGCGAGAGAGGAGCGGGAUACUAUACAGCAGAGGAGCAGGCCCCGCCGGGCACUCCGCUGGGAAGGCGGCCAAAGCCCUCAGGCGAGGCAAAGAGACGCCCUACGGUCGCUGCUUUGGCGGCGCAGCAGUCGGAGAUAGUGCAGGCCCUCCAAGCCCUAUCCACCCAGGUUCAGACCUUGGCAAAGGCGGGGCAAGUACGAGAGCCUCCGCCUCCUCCAGCAGCUGGGCACCCUCGGCCAGCCCUGUCAGUUCCUGUGUCAGCGGCCAUAGCCCCUUCUCCUGCCGGCGCCAGGGCCAUCGCGGACAUGCUGGGAGCCCCUCCUCGCGGGAGGACUUUGGAUAUGCCUGCCCCGAUCCCGGGCUUGGACGGGCUGCCUUUGGAUGCCUUAGGCGAGGAGGUCGCUACAGACGAGCCGAACUCCAUAGCCUCUGCAGUGCUUGCCCAGAGCAAGGCGCUUACUGCAUUGGUAGCCCAGAUAUCGGGGUCAGAUCCCCUCAGCGACCUCGCAUCUGGCUCGGCAAGCUCCUUGUCUACGAAAGGAUCCGCUGGGCGCCUGAGGCUUCAACGGGAGCUAGCUUCGCGCUCCGGGAUUUUCUUCGACAAGGUUUACGAGGCAGCCGUCCGCCGAAUGGAGCCGACCAUCGAGCUCCACUCUUUUGCAGGAGGCGUGCACCAGCCCGCCGUCAUGACUCGUUACCUCGAGCGCUACGGGGGCUUCAGGGACCACCGGGUCUGGGGCCUAGUGCAAUGGCAGCUGGCUCAGAUCUUCGACCUUCUCACGACCGACCAAGUCGGAGGGGCAAAAGACGCCCUUGCUUUGCUGAUGGUGAUGGUCGACCAGCUCGUCCUCGAUGCUGGGUCGCCCGAACUUGGCUGGAUACUCACUCUGCAGCCAGACCCGCCGAACCCUUUGUUCAGUGCGCCCUCCAACAUGCCGGGAUCGAGCCUUCGACCGUGCUCCCACUUGGCCGACCCAAAGUGGGUGGCUACCUCCCUGGCUUUCGUGAAGGAGAUGGAGACUUUGCAAAACAGGAGGGCAGAGGUGGCAAAGCGUCCACCUCCCGUGCCUCCCGAACCUGGAGGUCCCAGUUUCUCAGGUCAGGUCUUCCCGAGCAUCAGUGGCUUUGGCAUGCUGCGCUCUUGGUCACAAGGAGAUUCUUUCUACUCCAGCUUCGCAAAGUCAGGUACAGGUCAAGGUGUGGACUCCUGCCAGAUAGGCCCACGGGGUCGGCAUCUCCUUAUUGAGCGAGUGCUUUACGUGUCCGUGCUGGCUUUGAACUUCCUGCACUCGGACUUUAGGCUCAGGUCCAUGCUCAAAGCGUGCAGUGAAAGAGGGUCGCACCCUCUCGCCGCCGGCCGACGGGGGCCACACCUGAUUGCCAGGCUGCGCGAGCUGAACUCCCACCUGGCCUCCCUAGGUCUUUCUACUUUUCCCUACGCAAGAAGUGAGAAGCUAUCUGGCUUCGUUGCACAUUGCCCCGAGGGCCCUGAAAGCCUCCAUCCCUACCGUGACGCCGAUCCUGCCAGGCUGAAGAUAUCUGGAGAUGGAGCCUGGAACAUCCAGGAGCACCUAGGCCCUGAGCUUCGCCUCCCUUUUCUCGAGCCCCAGGUUUUGAGGUCGAUUCCCGAGAACUCCUUGCCUUACCCUCGAGCAGACGAAGAGGACCCGCAGAGGAGCCUGCAGCUCCUUAAGCUUUGGGACCGAAAGGGGCUCCUCUUCCUUUCUUUUGAGAAGAAGGGCCCAAAAGACCUCACAAGGGUCUUCGGGGCUUUCAAAAGCGAAGCUGCCGACCGCAUGAUCGGCGACCGCCGAGGUGCUAAUGCCUGCGAGGGGAGGGUGCUGGGGCCAUCGAAGUUCUCGCCGCCGGGCCAUCUGCUGACUCAGCUGACCGUGCCCCAAGGCUGUAGGAUUAUAGGUGCCAGUACUGACAGGGCAGACUUCUACCACCAGGCCAGGAUCUCCGCCUCCAAAGCAGAGGGGAACGCAGUUGGGCCUCCUUUUCCCCUUCGCGAUUUUGAAGGUACUGGGGCUCUCCAAAAGGCCAGAGCCCUUGCAAGAGCUGUCGCUCGAGGUCCCAGUGGGCCCUCCCUUCCUGCUCGGCUCGAGGAGGCUCGCCUAGUCUCUAGCCAGGUCCCGGCUUCGCUGCUUUUCGAGCCUUCCACCUAUGUCCGAGGCGCUUUCCGCAGCCUGUUUCAGGGUGACCAUGCUGGCGUCGAGUUUGCGACGGAAGGGCACUCCAACCUCCUCCUUGAUCAUGGCUUAUUAGAGCCCUCGGGUCGACUCUUAGCCCGCCAUGCUCCUAGUCGGGAGGGGCCGUGGCAGGGGCUAAUUAUAGACGACUUUUUCAGCCUUUCUGUUGAGCCUCUGGGGGCAUGCCCUACCGCGUCUGCUGCGGCCCUGCUCGUUUCCCGCGCCAGGGAAUGCUACGACGCCGCGGGAGUCGCUGGCUCCCCCCACAAGGACAUCAAUGGUGCCGACUUUUUCACCGCUGCGGGGGCCCAGGUCAAUGCUACCGCGACCCCGCUCGCAGAUGGGCGCGUGCUCGUCUCGGCCCCGACCCCAAAGGUCCUCUCGCUUGCCAUCAUAAGCCUUCAGGCCGCUAGGCUCCCCGCCAUAUCCGAGGAACUAGCCUCCAACCUUGCUGGGUCUUGGAUAUCAGUGCUUAUGUUCAGGAGGUGUCUCUUUUCCGUCUUGGAUACUUUCUUCGCCCUUGGCAAAGCAGAGGCCACCACAGCAGCAGGUAGUAAGCUCCGUCCCUUGCGUAGGAAGGAGGCACAGGAGCUCGUCAUCCUUGCCUCUCUUGCUCCCUUCGCUGCCUCCAACAUUGCAGCGGAGUUUUGCGACAGGAUUUUCUGUUCUGACUCUUCGAUGUUUAAGGGAGCGGUCUGUGUCUCCCAUGUGCGGCCGGAGGUGGCAGCCUCCAUCUGGUUAAGCACUGACAAGAAGGGCUGCUAUACUAGGCUCGAGCCCUGCCCAGCACCGGAGAGCCAAGCGGCUGUGCUCGACGAGGAUCAUGAGGUCCCAGAGGGCCUAUCCUCCGCCUCCCGCCCUUUCGCUUUUGACUUUGACGUGUUGUGCAUUUGUGCUGGCUCUCGAGGCGUGGCCGAGAGCUGCAAGCGCAAGGGGCUACGUGUCUCCCCCAUCAUCGACCUCAGCACGUCUCCUGAGUUCGACCUAACUCGGGCCCAUGUUCUUGAGUGGAUCUUCCACUUGCUCUGGAGUGGACGAGCCAGGAGCCUCGUCAUUACGCUCCCGUCAGCUGCCGUUGCCGAUUUCCGCCGAGGCUCUGCCCCUCCCCAAGGUUUGCCUGCAUUCGUGAAGAGCUGCUUUGGGGUUUUCAAGGUUGCAGUGCGUGCCAAGGUGCCAGGUUUCCUUUUCUUUAAGAAGGGUUCAGGCGUCCUCGCGAGCCCUCAGGCGCAAGGUCUCCUAAAGGCUCACGGCUGUCGCCUCGUCCCCCCGGCCGUCGAUCAGGCUGAUCCAAGUGGGUCGCCGGGCCUCUGCUAUGUUGAGGGCCCAUUGCCUCCGUUCCUCUUCGUGUCCAGGAGGGCUAGUGGUGAAGCCUGCCAUGGCACCGCUCAGUGCCUCAAGGAGGUCCUUUGUCAGCUCGGCCCAAGGGAUGCAGGCCUUCCUUCUGGCUUCGAGAGUGUAGCCAUUAACGAUGUCCUCAUCACAUCCCAUUGGAAAACUGCAGCCGUUUGGAGCUGGGACCGCCAGAAGCACAUCAACUACUACGAGACUGAAUCAACGAUUACGGCCAUGCGGAUGUUGGCGCGAGAAGGCAAGGACUGCCGGGCUACCUUCAUUGCUGAUUCUUCCUGUGCUAGGGGAGCCCUCGCCAAAGGCAGGUCCUCAGCGAAGCUCCUACGCCCCAGCCUCAGACGCUCCGCGGCUAUUGCAGUGUCUGCCGGCAUCUUUCCCGCUUUCUCUUUCGGCCCGACAAGACAUAACGUCUCUGACGAUCCCACCAGGGACGUCCCGCUCAGGGAGCCGGCCCCACUCUCGGUCCUCACUGGCCUCGAGGAAUCUGAUAUAGUCGGUUUAUGUGAGCUCUCAGGGGCAAACAAACUCAGGGCGAGGUGGCUCCGUCUUUGCUUCCUAGCCGCCUCUCCCGGCCGGGAGAGGGCCUCUCUGGUCUCAGCGCUCCGUGCCUUCCCGGACAGGUCUUGUCCCCCUGUCCCUCCUGCGGGCCUUUUUCCCCAGCCUCUACCUGCCGGGCCUGAUCACCCCGCCGAGGCCUUCGCCAGCGUGCUCUUGUCCCAGGGAAAGUUCGAGCCCUUCGGUUUGGGAGAGCUGCUUGACCUUCUGCCCGCCUCCGACCGGAGCCGCUUCUCAGGCCCAGGUUGUUCAAAGGCAUGGACGACCGGGCUCUUUAUUCACGGGCCCCAUUGCGGCUUACGGAGAAACUUCAGCAUCUUCCCCGCAGCAACUUCCCUUGUAUGCCGGAGCGUACUUGCCGUUGCGAAGAAUUAUGCCUUCACCACUGUCUCCCUGCUCGAGGAGGUAAAAAGCUCCCCCCACAGGGACGUCAAUAACCUUCCCGGCUGGCCGAAUCUUGUGUUCCCCAUCUCCUCUUUUACCGGAGGUGAGAUUUGGUGUGAGGGAGGCGCGGCCACGACUCCUCUUACCAUCGAUGGUUCUCUGCACUACGGGGAGCUCCUCGAGGUCUCUCGGGGGCCUGUCUGGCUCGAUGGCUCCAGGCUCCACUGCACCCUCCCUUGGCAGGGGACCAGGAAGGUUGCUGUUGCAUUUGCCAUCCGAGACAUCGAGAGACUUGACACGAGGUCUCGCCGCAGGGCAGCCGCAGCCGGUUUUCCACUCCCACGCCGAAAUGGUCGAUGGACUGCGGCCGGACAGGCCAACGACGUUUUGGACUUUGACUCCACCCUCGGCUUCCCUGGCGAGGGAACGCUGCUGACUUCGCACGAGCUGCUAGGCUUCACCCUCGACUCGCUGCUUGCUGCAAAGCCUUUGGAUCCGGAGCUCGUUGCUGACUGGGUUAUAUGCUAUGGUAAGGACCUUUACGGAUCUGGAAGGCCCUACUAUCACUACUCCGAAACGAUCAACGCCUUGACCGCAGCGAAGCCCAUACUACGCCGUCAAAUGCAGGCAGCAUGGGACCUUGGUUUUUCUUGGUUGGCUGAGGAGCCCAGCACCCACCACACUGCGGUCCCUCCAAUAGUCUUGGUUUCGCUUCUCGCCGCCUGCCUAGCCUGGGGAUGGCUUCGGGAGGCUGGGUGCUUCGCUUUAGCUUUCGGCGGGGUUAUGAGGAUUGGUGAGAUUAUCCAGAGCAGGAGGGAAAACCUCAUCCUCCCCGAGGACGUAAUGCACACGCAGCAGUUCAUCCUCGUCAGCAUAAAGGAGCCAAAGACCAGAAACCGCGGGCCAAAGCACCAGUCUGCAAAAGUCGAGGCCGCCGAUCUAGUGCAGGUUGUCGUUUUAGCCUUUAGCUCUCUUACGAGCGAGCAAAAGCUGUGGCCCUUCUCCCCUCAGACUCUGCGCAAGCGUCUGGAUACCCUGCUGCUUCGAACGGGCGCAGCCCCCUGUCCGAAAGGGACCAGGCCUCUCGACCUGGGUUCAUUUCGGGCCGGGGGCGCCACCUACUUGUUACAGCAGACCGAGGACUCUGAGCUGGUCAGGAGGCGCGGGAGAUGGGCAUCGGCUAAGGUCAUGGAGAUCUACCUCCAGGAGAUCUCCUCGGCGACGUACUUGCCUGCGCUGCCACGUGGGCAAAAAUCUAAGGUGGCAGCAAUAGCUGCAGGCUUCGCCGAACUGCUGCAACAAGCCACCAGGUGGAAGAGUCAAGGAAUUGAGAGCAAGCUUUGGUACAGAUUAUGGCCUGGAGGCAUGUCUACACACGGUUGGUAA